UACUUGCCAUUCUAGUUCUCAAAUUCUCUCUGUUUUUCUUUUAUAUCAAAGCACUCUAUCCAAUCCAACACAAUGGUGGCUAUCUUUGAGCAUAGAAAUAUUGAGCAGAAUGACCUUGGAACACAACUGAAGUUUCCAGGUAAUGCCAACUUACCUAGUUGCUGGAAUUUAUCAAGCGGCAAGAGCUUGAACUUGGAUGUUAAAGAUGAUCAGAAGAAAAUUCACAAGCUUACCGUCCAAGAAAGGAACGGCUAUAUAUGUUUCAGUGGUGAUGGUUGGAAGAAUUUCAAAACAGAGAAACGCAUUGAAAAGGAUGACAAGAUCAGCUUUUACAACUCUGGAGUUGAGUACAGUAUUAAAGUGGAGAAAGCUUAGCAAAGGGAUCGUUAGUUGGAUUUUAUAUAUCCUUAAUUUUUCCUUCCCUCUUCUUCACUUAUCUCAAAAUAAACGAUCUCUUAUAAGUGAUUGUCAGUUAAGCCCAUGAUUUAGCUUGUGAUAUUUUGUUAUCCUUUAGUUUGUGUGCUGUUUUUAUCUAUUGUGUAGACUCUAGGGUGAUGUUUUUAUACUGUUAUAUUAUCAUGUGAAUUAUUACCGUGUUUGUAUGGUUGCAUCUGCAAUAAAAUUAAAGUUUCACA
Rubroshorea leprosula is the source of this 635-nucleotide messenger RNA. The record is from the annotation of a GenBank genome assembly. Lineage: Eukaryota; Viridiplantae; Streptophyta; Magnoliopsida; Malvales; Dipterocarpaceae.